Messenger RNA from Pseudomyrmex gracilis, 1711 nucleotides. RefSeq names its product cytochrome c1, heme protein, mitochondrial-like. The record is from RefSeq and is a predicted model, not a curated record. Gene Ontology annotation, biological process: mitochondrial electron transport, ubiquinol to cytochrome c. Bases 214 to 945 code for a protein of 243 amino acids. NCBI's taxonomy places the organism in Eukaryota, Metazoa, Arthropoda, Insecta, Hymenoptera, Formicidae. Gene Ontology annotation, molecular function: electron transfer activity; heme binding. The transcript has 3 exons.
UCGUUUUUCGAAACCACCACGAGAAUUAUCUUAUCGCGGCGUUCGAGACGCGAGUUUUAUCGGCAGCAAUCAUCGGGCGGGGUUUACACGUGGUGCGUCGCGCGGAAACGCAGUCGACCAAAGAUUCUGCGUUACGGGACGAGUCUUUUUUUAAUUGGUACGAGCGCCGUGUGCGGGAUUGUUUCGUAUCUUCUGAGCCGACCGGUACAGGCUAUGCUCACGAACGCGAAGUUGCCCAGCUAUCCGUGGGACUUCGAGGGUUACAUGACAUCCCUGGAUCACACGGCCGUGAGACGGGGGUGGCAGGUGUACAGAACCGCCUGUUAUUCCUGCCACAGUCUUCGCUACUUGCGCUUCAUGGAUUUGGUGGACGUGUCGCACACGAUGGACGAAGCCAAGGCUAUCGCGGCCGAGUUCGAUGUUGAAGAUGGGCCCGACGAACAGGGAAAUUACUACACGAGACCUGGAAGACUGUCGGAUUUGGUGCCGCCACCCCAAGCGAACGAGGAAGCUGCCCGAGCGCUUAAUUUCGGCGCGUAUCCGCCGGAUCUGACUUACAUAAUUUUCGCGAGGAGGAACGGCAGAAAUUACCUAUUCUCCUUUCUGACUGGAUGGAUGGAUCCGCCGGCGGGUGUAUAUUUAGCCGAUCAUCAAUCUUUUAAUGCUUAUUUUCCCGGAAACGUGGUCGGAAUGGGACAGAUGCUGUCCGACGGAAUGGUGGAGUACGACGACUGUACUCCGUCGACGACAUCGCAAAUGGCGAAAGAUUUGGUCUCGUUUUUAUCGUGGACGUCAUCGCAAAAUCACGACGAGCGCAAACGGAUGUUCAUAAGAGCCAUGGGAAUUCUCAUCAUAUUGUUGGUCUCGGUCACUCACUACACGCGCUACACUUGGUCGUACAUGAGGAGCCGACAGAUCGCGUACGUGCCCAAGCACAAGUGUUAAUUAAGAAAAAUAUAUUAGUCACAAUAACAAUUAGAUAAGUCUCGUGUAAUGUCUUUCACACAUCAGUUGUGCGUAUCGAAUAUUUUGCGUGCGUAUAAUAAAAUACACAAAAUCAAACACGCGCGCGCACACACACACACACAUUCCCGGAUAAUGUCGCUCCACAUGUAUUAAAAGUCUAUUUUUGUCCAUGUCUUUACGUAUAUAUGUACGUGUAAAUAUUUAUGAAUGUACACGUGUGAAUUGCGCGAGCAAGUUAUAUACGCAUGAGAAAUAUAUUUCUUCCGUAGUGAGCAACCACUCUCCUCCCAUUAAUGCGAUGAGUGGACAAAUAUACUCCGAGGUAUGUGCAAAAUAUACGCGGACGGAAGCGCUAAUCUGCUUUUGAAUGAAACCUCCGCAUUGACGUCACACACACACAUACAACGGGAGACGCGGGAAGACUUGUGUGUCCGCCGAACGGAUUCUAUCGUUAUCUAAGGGUAUAUGUACGUACGCGCGCGCUCGGAUUUGCGAAAUCGCAUGGCAUUUUGCGCAUGCUGCCAAACAUCGUUGCGCGCUGCUUGCCCCAACUCCCCACCGUCUCCUCUGGGCCCCCCCCUCGCAAAUCACGAAUCUGGAGAAGCUUACGUCGAGCUCUCAGAAUAGUGAAUCCCGCUCGGAAAUAGCCUCGCACUUUCAGUAACAUGGCCAUAUGGUCGUGUGGCCGCGAUAAAAAUACGCUCUCACAAAACGUCGAAGCUCAUAUCCCCGAUGCACAUUUUGA